Molecule: messenger RNA, 520 nt
Organism: Serpula lacrymans var. lacrymans S7.9
Lineage: Eukaryota; Fungi; Basidiomycota; Agaricomycetes; Boletales; Serpulaceae
Exons: 1
Source: RefSeq, a predicted model, not a curated record
GGUGCAGACACCAACUCGAUGCACAGCUGCGUUGCGUUUCACCACCAUGUCUGAUCAAUCUCCCCCACCAAAGCCCAAGCCUGGUUCUCUGCGAGACAGGAUUGCAGCUUUCGAAAACAAACAAUCAGCACCAGCAUCAGCUCCACCUCCUCCGCGCCCAAAGCCAGGUGGAUUGCAAUGGAAACCGAGAGCCCCAUCACCACCGUCGUCGCCAGGAUCAUCGGCAGAUCGUGCUCAGACACCUGAGAAAAAGACAUCGGGGGCGGGCAGUGGUAUGUCUGCAUCUGAUGCUAAGGAAAGCAUCGGGAUGGGAGGGACGUUGAAGGAAAGGAUGGCUGCGCUUCAGGGGAGAGGUGGGUUUGGGGCCCCGGCACCUGUCAUCCCCCCCAAGCCAACUGAGAAACCGAAGUGGAAGCCUCCUCCCGUUGUACAGUCGCCCCCCACUGAUGAAGAAGAUAAAGAGGUAACCGAGGAUACCCGCGAAGCUUCCAGGUCUCCAGCCCCUGACGCGAUUAACUCG